Molecule: messenger RNA, 1759 nt
Organism: Rotaria sp. Silwood2
Lineage: Eukaryota; Metazoa; Rotifera; Eurotatoria; Philodinida; Philodinidae
Source: the annotation of a GenBank genome assembly
AUGGCUUAUGACAAUUGGAAGCAAUAUUUUGAUUUUUCUCCAAUCGAGAAUAACCGAACGAAUGGUCUUUGCAAGUUGUGCCAUCGAAAUUACAAAGACAAGUCCGGUAUAUAUAGCAACUUCUUAAAACACUUCAAACGAGUUCAUCGGUUCGAAUAUGAUCAAUUAUUCAAUCGUGACAAUGCAUUUCUGAUGGAAGAAAAUGGAGAAUUAAAUGACACCCAAACUAUAUUUGAUUUAACAAAUACGAAAUAUAAAGAAAAUCGAAUUGUUUUGUCAAUUGCCAAGAAUCUCAUUGUUCGAUGUAACUUACCACUGAAUUUAGUUGAAAAGGCUGCAUUUCGUGAUUUUCUAAAAGAUUGCAACUUCAAAUUUCCAUGCAUAUCAAGCAAGAAAUUGAAACGCACUAUCAUACCAUCCCUGGUCGACAUCGUUCGGAAACGAAUUCAAGAUGUAUUAAGUACCACUGAAUAUGUUACACUAACUGUAGAUCUGUGGUCGGAUCGACGUUGUCGAUCAUUCAUUGGUCUUACAUGCCAUUUAAUUGAUGAAAGAAUGAUACCACAAGCUUAUUUGAUAGAUUUUCUACGUUUUAAAUCUCCCCAUAACAAUGAAGCAAUUCAUCAAGUGACAGAAGAAGUACUUGAACGUUUCAAUAUUAAACGGAAGGUGUUUAGAAUAACAACAGAUAAUGCAUCAUCGAUGAUCAAAGCAUAUAAAUUUGGCUUGAGUAUUUGUGACAAUGAAAAAUCCAAUGAUGAUUGCAUUCACCCUAUGUUUGAUGAAGCAUUCACUGUUGAUGAGUGCGACUUCGACACGUUAUCGAAUGAUAUCCAGAGGACAGACGUACAAGAGGGUAACUUUUCUGAAAGUAGAAACAUGGGACCUAUACGAAUAUCCUGUUUUGCACAUACUAUUCAACUCUGUGUGCGCGAUGGAUUGAAGAAUGAAACACAAAUAUCUCGAGUGUUAGAAAAAUGUCGAUUAGUUGCCAAAUUUUCGAAUCAAUCGUCAAAAAUUGCCGAUAUAUUAGAAGAAUUAAAUAAACAUAUCCAUAAAAUGAAUAUUACUCGUUGGAACAGUGAAUAUCUUUUGAUCAAAUCUAUUUUGGCUCUCGACAAAAAAGAUUUGGCACUGAUCACGAAAGCAAUGGACUAUCCAGUUAUUUUCUUAUGUGAUGAUUUCAAAAUAUUAGAAGAAAUGAUUGAAAUUUUAGAACCAUUUUAUGAAAUUUCCAUCAAAUGUCAAUCAGAUACACUUGUUACUGCUAGUCUCGUGGUACCCGCCAUCGUUCACAUUAUUGCUCAUUUACGUGAUACGAAAGAGACUGGCUCAUGUGUUACUAAAUUAGUUGGACAAUUACAGUCGUCAGUUGAAAAACGCUUUUCUGGUAUUCUUCGUCGAUUGAAUUUUGAACAAGUGGAUAAUAAUGAACCAUUCGAUGAUCCUCUUUAUUUUAUGGCAGCCGUGCUAGAUCCAUCCUUUAAGUUUUUUUGGAUUCGUGACCUUAAACUAACCGCCAAUACGGAAAAUCGCUUGAAACAAAAUAUAAUUCAGCUGAUUCUCGAUGAAAUUAGUAAAGAUUUGACAAUAUCAGACUCGUCGAAUAAUCGAACCAAUGUAUCUUCUUCGUUAUUAUCUGGGACUUCCAAGAAUAAGAAGAAGAAAUUAUUCGCUUAUGGUUGUGAGAAUGAUCACGAUGGGAAUACCACCACUGACUCUGAUCCACGUUCCGAGCUUGAAAGCUAUCUAAAUGAUC